Mercenaria mercenaria is the source of this 680-nucleotide messenger RNA. RefSeq names its product perlucin-like. Bases 94 to 546 code for a protein of 150 amino acids. The record is from RefSeq and is a predicted model, not a curated record. Lineage: Eukaryota; Metazoa; Mollusca; Bivalvia; Venerida; Veneridae. The transcript is spliced from 5 exons.
CAUAUUACUUUUCAACCUUAUCUUUAACGUCUGUUAUCUUCCUAAGGGGUGACAAAGUCAGACAGAGUCAACAGGACAGUCAGUUUUAAGAUAAUGAUGAAACUUUGGAUUAUUUCUGUUUACGUUGUAAGUGUUGUAUAUGGCCAGUGUCCUAAUGGUUGGAUACAUCACGAUACGUCCUGUUACAGACUCCGGUCGGACACAGAAACUUGGAUAAAUGCCAAGAACGUUUGUGAACUCGACAAAGCAUAUUUAGCGGAGAUCGGAGAUGAAAGAGAAAAUACAUUUAUCCAUGGGCUGAUAACUGAUAACUUGAACGUAUGGCUUGGUGGAACCGACUUAUCAACUGAAGGCGAAUGGAUAUGGAUAAAUUCCCACUCGGAUAUGACGUACACAAAAUGGCGUCCUACCGAACCAAAUAAUUCUGCGCAUGACGAAAACUGUCUUGAAAUGGAUAAAAACGGACUUUGGAAUGACAGACCAUGCCAUUAUGUCCAGAAAUAUGUAUGCGAGAAAGCAUUGUCAGACCAAGAAAUCGUCGGCUAAAACAACUUGAAGAUCUUCUCGCUUGAUUUGGAAUAAGAAUUAUAUCUAAAAGUAAAUUCAUUUCCAGACAGUCAACAUUGUAUUUGUAUAAAAUUGCUUGAUAAAAAAUGCAGAAUUAAAUUAUUAUGGAAACA